ACCCGACUAAGUGUCCAACCUUAAAAACAAAAAGCAUGCGACCGUCGAUUUGGGACAGUAAUACAACUUUCUGGAUAUGAUCCAUCAUUAAGCUCGACAGAAGAAGAAGAAGAAGAAGAAGAAGAAGAAGAAGAUACAAUGAGCGGCGUUAUUUUAAUAGAUCCAUGGCCACGGGCUGCCAAAUAAGGGUAGGACAUGGAUUAAAAAUAACGAGCCAGAGAAGGACCGCGUCUGAGUGAUCAAUAUCAGCGAGUACGCGACAAGUAUUUUAUAGUGUAAUUUGACUUUAUUCAGUCAUUGUCCUUUUUCGCGCAAAAAUCCUGAUCUUGGUUGCUAUUGAGGUUACUGUUCUGUUCCUGCUUACUUUUGUUUGAGUUGUACUUUAAAGUUCUUAAAACGAACUACUUAAUAUUUGCACCAGUUUUAUGCACCAAGCAGCCUUUGACAUGUCUCAGAAUGGAUGUUGUCCAGCACCCCCUCCUCUGCCUGCGAAUAAUUUGAUGCAGUCAAAGAAGCUGUAUCAAAUUAUCGCCAGCAGCAAGACUGCAGUUGAGGGGGACUACACCGAGGCUCGCAUACUGCUCAGUCAGCGACAAAGCAGUUUUAGGACUGACCUGAUGUGGGUUUUAGUGAACACCUACGUGCCUUCCCUCAUUCAAGAUGGUCCUCAGUGUGGUUUGGUGGCAUUGUGGAUGGCAGCACACCUCCGCCAGCCUCAGCUGAAUAUUGACAUGGAAACUGUUACACAGACAGCUCUGAGCAAAGCAUACACUGCUCAAGGAGAAAUGUUUUCAGCUCAAAAUAUGGCACUGUUGGCAGAAGAGAUUUGUGGCUGCAAGGCUCAAUUGCUGUCAGGUGGUUUACGAGAUGACAACGCAUUAGCAAUUAUAAAACACCUGUGGGAUCGCCAGCCUGUUCUCAUUCCCUAUGAUGAGGAUUUUAACCACGCACCGUGUAAGCGAAGUGGCGUCAAGGCACACUGGGCUGUUGCAUCAGGUGUUCUUCUUGGAUUAGACCAUGGGAGCCUAAAUAAACAGCACCUUGAGUCUGACUCAUCUUUGCCUUGGCUGUACCUGCCUACUGAUGCAUCACCAUGUCCCCUGAGCAGUUCCCAGCCCAGAGAGGUUUAUAUAUUGGCCAAGCAGGGCAAGAGCCUCCGUUACCAGAUAUGGAGUUUAGACUGCAUAGCUGAAAGCAAUGAACAGCUUAGGACGCUAGACCCCAAAAGAGAAAACAAUGGGACCUACUAUGUGCUACCUGAAGGAGGGGUGGAGGCCGGAUUAUUGGGCCAAGCAGUAUUGCUUCAUACAAGGUCACUGAAGCAAUAACUGCUAGAUUUUCCGAAGAGAAGAGUGACUGAAUAGCUUAAUUUAUUCAUCUUAAAAUGUACUGUAUUCUGCUGCUGCAAGUUUCAAGACAUCAAUGCUUUAUUUAUAACUUGUGGAUUUCUUUAAGAAUAAAUCUCAUUUACAUAU
Molecule: messenger RNA, 1475 nt
Organism: Periophthalmus magnuspinnatus
Lineage: Eukaryota; Metazoa; Chordata; Actinopteri; Gobiiformes; Gobiidae
Gene: actmap
Product: actin maturation protease
Exons: 6
Coding region: 426-1328 (300 amino acids)
Source: RefSeq, a predicted model, not a curated record